This is a messenger RNA of Durusdinium trenchii, 813 nucleotides long. The record is from the annotation of a GenBank genome assembly. NCBI's taxonomy places the organism in Eukaryota, Dinophyceae, Suessiales, Symbiodiniaceae.
AUGGCGAGCCACCCUGGGAGGAAGUUGAGUGUGACCGAAAACCUCUUUGCUAGCGGCGCAGCGGUGGUUGGUGCUACCAUACUGACACACCCAAUCGACGUGGUCAAAGUUCAGCUUCAGAUGGCAGAGAAAAGUUGUGUGGGCGCCUUGUUUUCUGGACUUCAAGCUGCUUCGCUCCGUGCUGCCACCUAUGGCUCUGUGCGCAUCGGCCUUUGCGAGCCUUUACAAGAGAAAGCAGGGCGCUCCGGUGGCGCACUGCUGGCUGGCGUCUUGGCCACGGUGGUCGGGAAUCCUUUCGAGGUCUUGAAGGUGCGGCUCCAAGCGGAGCCAGGCCGAGGAGAGCUGCAAGUUCUUCGAGACAUGUUGAAGACUGAGGGCUGCCUGGUUUUGGCCAGUGGCUUUGGCUGGGCUGCCACCCGCUCGUCCUUGCUCACCCUUAGCCAGGUUGUGCCCUAUGCACAUGCCAAGACGGCGCUACAGCAAUGGUGUGGAUUUUCAGAAGGAGGUGCUCUCCAUGUUGCCGCAAGCUUGAUGGCAGGAUUAGUGACUACAACUGUCACUGCACCCGUGGAUGUUUUGAAGACGAAGGCAAUGAGUUCAGCCGAAUCGGAUGUAUCAGCAAUGCUUCGAGCACAUGGCCCUUUUGUCUUCUUCAAGGGUUGGCUAGCCAACUACGUCCGCCUGGGUCCACAAACCCUUUUCAUUUUUGUCUUUUACGAGCAAGCUCGACAUUUAGUGGAGUGCCGGAUGCAGUUCCGCAUGAGAUUCGAUGACAAUGCUAUGGCCCUUCCUGAGGGAAACCGACACAAGUGA